GCCAAAAAAAGGAGAGAAAUCGAAGAGCAAUGGAAAACGAUGCAUUGGCAACUGAAGCUCCUUAUGCACCAGUCACUUAUGGAAGGAGAGUGAGAAACGACUUGGAAGAUACACUUCCCAAACCUUAUAUGGCCAGAGCUUUGGCGGCACCGGAUGUCGAUCACCCUAAUGGAACGACGAGCCACAACCAUAAUGGCAUGACUGUUCUUCAACAGCACGUCGCUUUUUUCGACCAGGACCACAACGGGAUCGUCUAUCCUUGGGAGACUUACGCCGGUUUUCGGGCUAUCGGAUUUAAUCCCAUCUCCUCUCUGACUAUAUCCGUUCUUAUUAAUGGAGCCAUGAGCUAUCCUACACUUCCGGGGUGGAUACCUUCACCGUUCUUGCCGAUAUACGUUCACAACAUACAUAAAGCCAAGCACGGUAGCGACUCGGGCGUUUACGACACCGAAGGGAGGUACAUUCCUGUGAACCUUGAAAACAUGUUCAGCAAAUACGCUCGAACAGUACCGGACAAAUUCACACUGAGAGAACUAUCAAUGACGGAGGGGAAUCGAAUCACAUACGACUUCUUCGGAUGGAUUACGACCAAGUUGGAGUGGGCUAUUCUAUAUGUCCUAGCACGGGACGAGGAAGGCAUGCUGUCGAAAGAAGCGGUACGACGAUGUUUCGACGGUAGCUUGUUCGAGUAUUGCGCAAAGAUGAAGGAGGGUGGGCAUGGGAAAAUGGGUUGAGUUCAAUGUAUAAG
Messenger RNA from Hibiscus syriacus, 748 nucleotides. Its product is annotated as peroxygenase-like. Lineage: Eukaryota; Viridiplantae; Streptophyta; Magnoliopsida; Malvales; Malvaceae. The record is from RefSeq and is a predicted model, not a curated record. Gene Ontology annotation, molecular function: monooxygenase activity; calcium ion binding.